This is a messenger RNA of Radiomyces spectabilis, 1860 nucleotides long. RefSeq lists its product as uncharacterized. Bases 1 to 1860 code for a protein of 619 amino acids. The transcript has 8 exons. The record is from RefSeq and is a predicted model, not a curated record. Lineage: Eukaryota; Fungi; Mucoromycota; Mucoromycetes; Mucorales; Radiomycetaceae. Gene Ontology annotation, molecular function: metal ion binding; ubiquitin binding; phosphatidylinositol binding.
AUGGUUUCUUCGUGGUGGGGCUCAAGCGCACUUGACGAGAUUAUUGAAAAGGCCACUUCGGAGUUGCUUCCUGCAGGCCAAGAAGACUUGGCCUUGCAUCUCGAUAUUAGCGAUCAAAUUCGUAGCAAAAAAGUAGCCCCCAAGGACGCUAUGCGAGCAUUGAAACGAAGAUUGAACCAUAAGAAUCCCAACGUCCAACUGUCGACAUUAUCGUUAUUGGAUACCUGCGUAAAAAACAGUGGCGAUGCGUUUGUGAAAGAAAUUGCAAGCCGAGAAUUCAUGGAUGAUAUGGUGUCUAUUAUGCGUGCACCCGGUUGCAACUUGGAUGUGAAGAACAAAAUUUUAUCCGUCAUACAGACCUGGGGAAUUGCUUCCAAAGGGAAAUCGACAUUGAGUUAUAUGACCGACACUUAUACCUUAUUGAAAGCUGAAGGAUAUGUGUUUCCUCCUGUCAAGGAGCACGUUGAUUCGAUUCUUCUAGAAACUUCGGCUGCACCCGAGUGGACCGAUUCCGAUGUAUGUGAGCGUUGUCGCACUCCGUUUACCGUGACGAAUCGAAAGCAUCAUUGUCGCCAAUGUGGUGGCACUUUUUGUCAGCAAUGUUCGUCAAAGAAUAUGCGAUUACCGCAUCUAGCCAUUAACGAAGAAGUGCGAGUGUGUGAUGGCUGUUACAUCAAAUUGAAACUGGCCAGGGUGGCGAAAAAGGAAAGUUUGCAGGCAGCUUACAGCAGCGGCAGUUCACCGACUCCGGCGCCAUCCCAAACAAUUCCAUCGGCUGCGAAAAAAUCGACAGAGCCCGAGGACGCAUUCGACGAUGAUCUUAAAAAGGCGAUCGAGCUGUCGUUGAAGGAAGAAGAACAGCGAAAAAAUAGAUACGGUGCGGGUUAUGCUCCGCCACAAUCGUCGGUUUCCCAGCGCCCCGCUUCGCCUACGCCAAAGGCCAUGGAAGAGGAAGAUCCAGAUUUGGCAGCGGCCAUUGCUGCAUCGCUUCGAGAUAUGCAGAUCUCAGCACCUUCAGCGCCUUCCAACUAUGAACAGCGAUCGUACGUACCACCCAACGAUGAUUUAUCCAUGGUGGAAACCGAAAAUAUCCAACUGUUCUCCAUCCUCAUGGAACGACUGCAUGCAUCCGGUGGCGAUGUUUUCCGAGACCCUCAAAUCAAUCAACUCUACGAACAAAUUGGAGCUUUGCAGCCCAAACUUUUCAAGAGUUUGGAUGACACCAACCGCAAACACCGUACUUUUGUGGAAUUGCAUGAAAAGCUCAAUUUAGCAGUGAGAACGUACGAUCGGUUAUUGGAAGAACGUGUCAAGGGUGCUUAUACCAAAGGCGGAGCAAGUUAUCCAUACUACAGCAACGGACCCUCCUAUGGUUCCAUGGCUACACCACCAACAGAACCAUCACCGGCUCUGUAUCCCAACGUCCAAGCUUCCAACUACUACCCUAUGCCGAAUGGACCCGCAAAUAUGUACCCACCUUCAUCAGUAGCUGAACCUGCCGCUCCUUACUAUCAGGCACCGAUGAACGAUCCUUAUGCCGCCAACGCUUAUGCGCCGUCUGGGGUACCUGAUGCCAAUGCUGGUCAGGUUCCUCCCGCCCCAUCGACCGCUCAGCAGCCAAUCUACAACGUCCAACCUACUUCCGUCCCCUACGAUCAAUAUCAACAAUCACCCCAGCAUCAACCGCAGCAGCAACAGCAACAACCUGUCUAUGGUUAUGCAUCCCCUCAUCAAACCCAAAUGUAUCCACCACAGCAGCAACCGCAACCGCAACCGCAACAGCAACAGCAACAGCAGCCACCAGCUCAGCAAUAUCAACCACCGAAAAAGGUGGAUGAGGCACCUCUUAUUGAACUUUAA